Chondrus crispus (carragheen) is the source of this 594-nucleotide messenger RNA. RefSeq lists its product as hypothetical. Gene Ontology annotation, molecular function: nucleic acid binding. Lineage: Eukaryota; Rhodophyta; Florideophyceae; Gigartinales; Gigartinaceae. Bases 1 to 594 code for a protein of 197 amino acids. The transcript has a single exon. The record is from RefSeq and is a predicted model, not a curated record.
AUGCCUGGUGAUUGGGCAAAUGUAGUCUGGUCUGACGAGAAGAAGUUUAAUCUCGACGGACCAGACGGCUUCGCGUUUCAUUGGCAUGACUUACGAAAGGAUAGAAAGGGGUUUUCAACGCAGCAGCAAGGGGGUGAUUGGGUGAUGGUUUGGGGUGCGUUUGCUGGGAAAAAGAAGUGUGACUUGGUCGUUUUAGAAGGGAAGCAGAAUGCGCUCAAGUAUAUUCAGACUCUCGAGACUAAUCUCCUUCCUUUUGUUGAUCAAGAGCUCGGUUCUAGCUGGACGUUUAUGCAAGAUGGUGCAGCUGUACACCGUGCUAAUUGCGUUUACGAAUGGUUUGAAGAGGAGGAAGUGCACGUUAUGGACUGGCCUGCCAAGUCCCCUGACCUCAACCCUAUAGAAAAUCUUUGGGAGAUCUUGGCAAGGAAAGUGUACGCACAUGAAAGGCAGUUUAAUAAUAUCGAUGAGCUACUCGAAUGUAUAAUGGACUGCUGGGAAAAUAUCAACACUGAGACGUUGGAUAAGUUAUUAGGGAGCAUGCAGAAACGUUGCUUUUACUGUGCGAUGGCCAAGGGUGGCCCUACGAAGUACUGA